UAAGUAUGUUGGUUCGAGCAAUUGCAAGCGCUCAGGUCGGCGCCCAACGACUAUGAAUAUACAUACCGUUAGGGCCGUAAUCCCAUCUAGUGUGCCACUCAAGUCUCAUGAUACACGGCUAGUCCAGCAGGAACUAUGGGCAUGCCAGGCCGACACGACUUUCAUCCCCUUAUAAACAUACAGAAUCUACCUGAUGAGGUUCUUUUCAUCAUCCUCAAGUUCGCCGACGUGCUGGAUGUGGUGGUUUUGUACAAGGUGUCAAAAUUAUUCCACAGGCUUUUGCACGAUGAAUGGUAUUGGAGAACAUCAUACAAAGAAAAGCGCAUACCUCGUCCCCCUGGUCCAUUUGAAGGACAGUCAACAACGUAUCUUCAGGAAAUCCUUGUACGAAGCGCCAGAGUGCAGCACAACUGGCCGCCAUUCGUACGGUUAUCGAAUCCGACUUCUCGAGUCACAUUAAAGUCUACGAAGCAGAACCUCAGCAUUAUUCAUGGACGACUCAGUAUUAUCCAUGGACGAUGGCUAAUCACAGGGGAUCCUCCCCUUCUAUUAUGCUAUGACACUUGUAGCAGCGACCCUGAUUGGGUCUCCUCACCCCGUAUAUUCUACCAGCCACACCUGCAAGCGAAUUUCUUCCGCUGUUUUUCGACGAUCGCGGAAGACGGACAAGAGCUGAUUUUCGCUGUCAGUGAGACACAGGUCGGAGCUGCUCGGCGCAAGCUCAACGUGUUUACAAUCGCGAUAGAUCCUGACCAUGGACCAUUCAUCUCUAGUCAUGUUUUCACGCUUGAUGUGCGCCCUCAUUACUCAGGAGUCUGGACUGUCACUACAGGUCCUCGCCUUCUAGUCAUUUCUGCCAAGGGUCCGGAGCAGGAUGAUCCUCCCGUUAUCUUGGAUGUCAAGACAUUCCAGAGAUUUAAUGCUGCAACACCUCCACUUCCUCGAGGUCACCUCGGGAUGUUCACCUCUUUCAUCUCUACUUCGUCGCAUUUACUUGUGGCACGCCUCCUCAAUGGACUGGAGACCUUGCUGCAAGUAUUUCCUCUCUCCCAAACGGAAUCAGAAUGGAGCACUGAUGUCGUAUGGGUAUUGCAUCCCUCACAUGUCAUGAGAACUCACGAACUCAGAUUUCGUACGUGGCACGUCUUAAGAGGACCCAAGCACGAGACCUUGACAGGUGGGACACGUAUGACCCUGAUGUUGAGUCUCCUCGCGCCAGCUUCGAGCGACGUAGCGUCGCUCAACAUCGUUCAACUCCUGCUGGACACAAGAGGCGGUGUAUCAUUCACGUCAGAGAAGCUGUGGACUUUACCACACGAUGCUACAAUACUUGCAGAUUCCUCGCAUGACGGCUGCAUUCGGGGGUUGGUUUGCAGCAGAAACGGGAGGCAGUUCAUGCCGUUCAUGAUUGACGACCAGGACAAAAACAGCACAGGCUAUGGGCAAUUCAACGACCUCAUCAACAACCCCCUGUCUUUCAGGCCAGACCCAGUUUUAUUUGAUGGGUACAGAGGUGUUUUGUGUUCAGCGGUAGUGACGGAGAAGGGACAUGGUGUCAUUGAAGUUGUACGUUUCGCUUAAAUUGAGGAUCCCUACACUAUUGUUGCCACAAUCCUGCAGCUCGCUACUUCGUAUCCAUUGAUCACUCUGGGGGAAUCUACGGCUUAAUAUGGUCGCUGAAAUAACAUAUCUCGUAAAUAUAUCAUGUUCUCAUGCUUUGCAUCAAUCAACGAG
Molecule: messenger RNA, 1734 nt
Organism: Suillus clintonianus
Lineage: Eukaryota; Fungi; Basidiomycota; Agaricomycetes; Boletales; Suillaceae
Exons: 5
Coding region: 136-1581 (481 amino acids)
Molecular function (GO): protein binding
Source: RefSeq, a predicted model, not a curated record